Molecule: messenger RNA, 1750 nt
Organism: Eucalyptus grandis
Lineage: Eukaryota; Viridiplantae; Streptophyta; Magnoliopsida; Myrtales; Myrtaceae
Product: serine carboxypeptidase-like 7
Exons: 4
Coding region: 1149-1622 (157 amino acids)
Biological process (GO): secondary metabolic process; proteolysis
Molecular function (GO): acyltransferase activity, transferring groups other than amino-acyl groups; serine-type carboxypeptidase activity
Source: RefSeq, a predicted model, not a curated record
GUUUGAUCCAAAGGCAGUCCUGUAGGAAGCUGAUAUCAUCACUAACUUGUUGCUUCUUCGUGCAAGGCUAAUGGUCUGUUGAUCAUUUGAGGAAAGUCUAGAGUGACGUGGUUAUACAUUCCAGUUCAAAAACAUGAUGCUCGCAAGCUCUCUUUCUUCCCUCUCUGCUUUUCGUUGCCAACAGAUGUGGACCGUUUCCGCUCUUGAUUGAACUUUGUUUCGAUCAUUCAAUGGCAUCAUCAGAUUUUAGAAGAUGAACUUACAUGAUCCACUCAAAUUCGCUAGAGUCUAAUUAGCAUGCCCCUUUUUUCACGUUGGUUGAGGUAAACAAUUGGCCAUCCUUCUCAAAUUCAAGAGAAUUGGUUUGAUCCCAAACACCCAAUGAUUUCGAGCGGAAGCAUGAUGUCCAGCGAGAAAAGACUCUUGUACAAAUUUUCGUCGCUUCUAGCUCAGGAGAUGAUUGUCUCCGAGACUGCGGAAAUUAAAUAAUCUGUUUCUUGUGUGAAUGCCCGUAUCUAUAUUUGCAAGAUUUUGUGAGAUUAGUUUACUACGAAAUUAGUUGACAGCCACCACGAGUUCUCCUUUCAUUAUCAUAGAGUGGUAGGAACCAGGUUUCUUGAAAAAUAUAAGGAAGCUCAGUGGAAGAAGAAGGAUUUUGCUUUUUUCCCUUAGGGGGGCCACUUGGUAGGUGGAGUGAACCUGCUGAUUGCUAUACAAAAUAUUAAAAGAGAACCAUAUGUAAUAUUUAAAAAAAAAAAAUGUGGCACUAGUCAAGGCAGCAGAGGCUGCCACUUGAUGAGAGAAGGGAACGCCACCCUCGCCAAUCCAUUUUUGUCAAAGGUUUGAAGCCUGGCAAGCUUUGGUUUGGAGAAAUCUGGGACUCGCGUGCCUUCUUGGUCACUGCAGAUGAUCAUGCAAAAGCAAAGACGAAUCCGAUGGACGUAGAUGGAAAAGAUGGGGAGGGGCGACAGACAAAUUGUAACUAGUGGCGAAAGCGGUGUUUGUGACUUGCGAAUUCGACUACUGAAAGACCCAUCACCACCAUUGGUGAAAAACCGACCCUACCACCACGACGGCUCUCCACCCUGGGGAAUCAUUCAUAAGAGGCUCCACGGAGACCAGUCGAGAAGAACGGAAGCACAUUACAAAUGAUAACCAUGCUUCAGAGUGAAUUUUUCAAGCGGCUGGGUGUUUCCCUGAUCAUUCUUGAUCGGCUCCUGCUUUCUUCUGAAAUCUCCCCGUCGGCUGUCAAGUCUCUGCCUGGGUUCGGACCUCUUCCAUUCAAACUAGAAACGGGAUACCUAGGAGUGGAUGAGAAAGAUGAUGUGCAGCUCUUCUACUACUUCGUCCCAUCAGAAGGCGACCCGCAAGACGAUCCCCUGGUGCUCUGGCUCACCGGUGGCCCUGGUUGCUCCGCUCUCUCUGGACUUGUUUAUGAGAUAGGUCUCCAGCAUAAUCUUUCUAGACGCGCCUGUUGGCACAGGUUUCUCUUAUUCAACGAUUGCGGAAGGUUACCAUACUGGCGACAAAGUCUAUGCUUGCCAGAGUCGUAUUUUUCUGGAAAAGGUGAAAAAACCUCAAUACUUUUACCACAUUCAGAAACUGAUAUUGGGCAUAAUUAAAUGGUGGAGAGGUAAUGUGUGGGAUUUGGGCUGAGAACAUUGCAAUCACAUAAGAUGAAGUUUCAUGGAUGGAUAGACCAAAUUGAAUUUGUUAGUUAAACAUUGGCAAACGACUGAUUUUUGUAAUA